This is a messenger RNA of Spodoptera littoralis (African cotton leafworm), 1845 nucleotides long. The record is from the annotation of a GenBank genome assembly. NCBI's taxonomy places the organism in Eukaryota, Metazoa, Arthropoda, Insecta, Lepidoptera, Noctuidae.
AUGAAUGAGGAGGCACUGUUGGCACGGGCUUCCGAGGAGCGGGAGCGUAUCUUCCAGCGAUACGAGAGGGGUCGAGAGAACCUCAUCGGACAAAUAGACCCCUGGGAGGAUCCAGAGUUCGAGGAUUAUCACAAAACCGAUCGAUAUGGAUUCAUACACGAUGAGCGCUUACCUCAGAAAACAGGGCCCCAAAAGGUCAACAUUGAAGUGGAGAGGGAGAAAAAAUGGGUCAAAAUGCUUACUAAUUGGGACUCACCAGCCACCAAAGAAAAACUCCAUAGAAGAAUAUACAAAGGCAUUCCAAAUUCACUUCGAAUAAAAGUGUGGUGCAAGUUGAUGGAUGUUAACAAAAUUAAGUCUGCUAAUCCUGGGAAGUUUCAAGAAAUGCUAAAACUAGCUAAGCUGUGGUCGACAGAUGUAAGACAAAUUGAUUCAGAUGUAAACAGACAGUUCCGGGAACAUCAGUUUUACAGAGAACGAUAUUCAGAAAAACAAUGCUCAUUAUUCAAUGUCCUUUGUGCUUAUAGCAUGUAUAACUCGGAAGUAGGUUACUGUCAAGGAAUGUCUGGUCUAGCUGGGGUGCUGCUCAUGUAUAUGGAUGAAGAAGAUGCAUUCUGGGCGCUGGCUGUGCUGCUCUCAGAUAAGAAGUAUGCCAUGCAUGGAUUGUAUAUAGAAGGAUUUCCGAAGUUAACAAGAUUUCUGGAACAUCAUGAUAAAAUACUCACAAAAUUUAUGCCAAAAUUGAAACAUCACUUUGACAAGUUUGGCUUGGAUGCCAUCCUGUAUUCCCUGAAAUGGUUUUUUGUGUGCUUCGUGGAGAGAGUGCCAUUUAGCUUAUGUCUCAGGGUUUGGGAUAUUUAUCUGUUGGAUGGAGAGAGAGUGGUCACUGCAAUGGCUUACACAAUACUCAAGCUUCACAAAAAAGCAAUCAUGAAGUUAAAUGAUAUGGAUCUUAUUGUAAAUUAUAUUCAGGUUAAGCUACAUAAAGACUUUGGGUUUGAAGAUGAUAUUGUAAUCUAUCACUUGGAGCGAUCAAUGGAGGAGUUGAAACGAGCGAAGCUCGACUAUCCAGGUCCGCCGCCGCCCAACGAGCUGCCUAAACGACAGCUUGGUUUAUUUGUGGAGCCCGACAAAAAAUCAAAGAUUGGACAACGGGCAGAGAAUUUUUCAGAGACUGAGAAACAGGCUAGAGCAACUGUGAUAUUGAGACGCGAAAAGGCUGCAAUAGAAUUGCAGGAGCUUCGAGUCUCACAGAGUGACACAGUGUCAGAGCACAGCGGCGUGGCGGGUGGGAUCCGCUGCGAUGACUCGGUGUCGGCGCUGGGGUCGCGACGCUCGCUCGCCGACACGAGCGUGACGAGCACGGCCGACCUGAGCGUGUUCUCGAGCGGCCGCUCGCACGCCAUGGACAACUCGCUGGACACACAUUCCAACGUCAGCGAUGAUGCCACUGGGUCAGAUGGUUCGGGCAUUUGCGGGUUGAGCAUACAGCGGGCUCCGUCGACGGCGCACUCGACUCCGCGCGCGACGCCGCACCCACCGUCCGUGUCGCCGAUGUCAGACGACGUGGUGCGCAUCCACGUGACCUACAACCCUCGCGCCGGAAGCCCGCACCUGCACCCCAUCAGCCCAUCCAAGUACAAAGCCUAUAACAACGAGGAACACCACAAACCUGUCUCUCUCGGCUUCUACACCAGCAACGGCUCCACUAACCUACCCUCAGACAAUAGAAUUCGUAUUCAAGUGCCAUCCGAAUCUGAAGAACUCCUCACGCCGGUUGUUGAUGCAGGGAAUAAUAUCACACCUCGCUUCAUUGAAUCUCAUGCCGAAAUGUACGGAUCUUAA